AUGACUGAGACACGAAUAAGAACGGCGGCUUUGAUGCAAGCAGAGCGUAUGUUGAGGGAUCAGACACGAACAGCAAACAAGCGCAACAACGCACAAACAACCACACCAGCUGAGGAUAACUCUACAAACGCUAACAAACGCGAAUGUCCUGAGAAGAAAGCAAAUCAAGCCACGAAGACUGAGCAGCGAGCCAAGAAAGAUAUACAGAUAGCAAAACUGUCCAUUACAUCUGGCAAGGUGGAAGACAUCACAGACGGUGAUGAGCACUGA
Sphaeroforma arctica JP610 is the source of this 270-nucleotide messenger RNA. RefSeq lists its product as hypothetical. The record is from RefSeq and is a predicted model, not a curated record. NCBI's taxonomy places the organism in Eukaryota, Ichthyosporea, Ichthyophonida. Bases 1 to 270 code for a protein of 89 amino acids. The transcript has 2 exons.